Molecule: messenger RNA, 879 nt
Organism: Candidula unifasciata
Lineage: Eukaryota; Metazoa; Mollusca; Gastropoda; Stylommatophora; Geomitridae
Source: the annotation of a GenBank genome assembly
AUGUUCUGCCUAGCCACGGGCGCUGUAAUAUUUGUUGUAGCAAUAGUUUAUAUCGUUCUGGACACCAUCAUGCGUUCACUGAAAGUAUGCAACAUAACGGACAAGUAUGUGUUUAUUAAUGGUUGGCUAUCUCGAGCCAAACAACUUGACAAGCUCGGCUUCUACGUCUUUGCUGGCUGUUUAACUAAAGAGGGAGCCAAGUCUGUGACCGAGAGCUGUUCCAGUCGAGUGACCACAGUUGAGCUAGAUAUUAGAAGAUUAUGGGCCUUGUUGAACAACGCUGGAGUUUUGGGCAGAUGUGCGCCAGCAGAAAUGUGCAGCAGAGAGGACAUCCAGGAGGCGCUCAGUGUCAAUCUUCUGGGACCUAUAGACGUAACACGUCACUUUCUACCUCUCAUCAGGAAAGUUAAAGGACGCAUAGUGAUCACUACAAGUAUGGGUGCCCGUGUGGCCAUUUUACCCAUCCCUUACACCGUGUCAAAGUAUGGACUGAAUGGCUUCUCAGACAGACUACGACGCGAAGUCUGGCGGCAAGGCAUUAAAGUUUCUAUUGUGGAACCAGGAGCCUUCAGGACACAAAUUUUGAUCAUAGAUAAGUGUGUACAAGAAGUACAAGAAGUGUACGACAAGCACAGUCCCGACAUACAGGCCACUUACGGAGGCCCUAAGCUUAUGAACAUGGUGCGUAACGUUCUCUCUUCGACGAAAUCGGGAGCAUUAGAAGACCUACGACUUGUCGUCAACGCAAACGUGCAUGCCAUUACCUCCAGGUUUCCUCGUACCCGAUACAGGCCCGGCUGGGACGCUGUAUGGUUUUACAAUCCAGUAACUUAUCUCUCUGACAGUCUGGCUGAUCUUGUGCUGGGUCCUGCCGCCUAA